GAAAACCGCUGCGAUCGACGUCUCAUCCCCGGUAGCUGUCGCCGGAUGGUGGUUGCCCACAUGAUGCCCCCACCGGGCCAACGCCGCCCUUCUCACCGCCACCACCACCACCACCACCGCCACCACCAUCAUCACUGGCUGACGUGAGGGAAGGUGAAGGCGGAAAAGGCAUACCGUAAAAAGGGAAAAAAGAGAGGUAGAGUGAGAAAAAGGAGGACGAGAAGGCAAGUCGUGAGGGAGGGAAGGCGUAUGCGGGUGGAAUUUUGUGCCUUCCAAACCUACCAGUCUCCCUCCUCUACUUCUCCCAUUCUCUGAGUAUGCCCGCGACUAUGUCUCCCAGGUUUCUGAAUUCGCUCCGGAAGGCGACGGGCGUUGGAUUUCUGUAAUGCGAGAAAGAUGUGAUGGGUAGGCGGUAUUCAUUCAUUUUCUAGCUGCGUUGAUCGUGGCUGUUCUGCGGCUUGGGGGAUUCUGUGUCGACGACUAGGGAGGGUGAUGGCUACCAGGAAACUUACCGUUGGCGACCUCGUGGAGGAGGCGAAGAAGAGGGUCGUCCUCUUGUUCAUCUGUGUGAUUGGCUUGUCCUAUCUCAUGUCGUUGACAAGCUCCUCCGUUUGGAUCAAUAUGCCUGCUGCUGCGGUGGUGAUUAUCCUCAUUCGGUACAUUUCUUAUGACUUCGAGAACCGGGGUAAACUCAGCGGAGGUACCGCAAAAUUGGUUUCCUCGACGAAUAAGGCCUUUCAGAAGAAAGCCGUGGAAGAUAGCAAUCAGAAUUCUGCCCAUGAAGCUUCAUGUUGGAAAAUCAAGGUAGAUUCACCGGUUGUCGAAGCUGCCAUCGACCAAUUCACUAGGCACAUUGUGUCCGAGUGGGUGACUAACCUUUGGUACUCUCGGAUAACACCUGACAGUGACGGCCCCGAGGAGCUUGUUAACAUCAUGAACGGGGUUAUUGGAGAGGUUUCACUUCGUCUCAGGGAUAUCAAUCUUAUUGAUCUCCUGACCAGGGACAUUAUCAAUCUGUUGUGUGAAAAUCUAGAAGUAUAUAGAACCGGUCAGGCUAAGAUUGGCAAACAUGAAUUGGAGAAACUGACAGUGGACGAGCGGGACAGACGGUUGAAACUUGUCCUGGCAGCUGAAAACAAACUACAUCCUGCCCUUUUUUCCCCUGAAGCAGAACACAAGGUUCUGCAGCACUUAAUGGAUGGCCUUAUUUCUUUCACUUGCAAGCCCGAAGACCUGAAGUGCAAUUUCUUUCGCUAUAUGGCUAGAGAGCUCCUUGCUUGUGCAGUGAUUCGACCGGUUCUGAACUUGGCUAAUCCAAGGUUCAUAAAUGAAAGAAUUGAAGGCUUUGUUCUUUCUAGAGCCAAGAAGUCUGAAAAAGUAGCAACUGCAUCUGCCCAAGAAAGCUCCCAAGCUCGGCCAAACACAACUCUGAGAGUGUCAGCUGAUCUUUUUUCUAGACCUCGUGACCCUUCUGGAGUUGAGCUUGUGCAAUUCAAUUCCAACCAUCCCGAUUUCAGUUCAGGUGGGACAAACACAAACAUUGUCAAUCGAAAAUUGAAUGGUGUAGGAAGUGAUGCUUAUUCAUCCAGUUAUAGAAACCCCAUGCAGUCUGAUUCUCAUAUUGCGGGUAGCAGAAAGAUCCAGACACAUGGUUCUAGAGGUGAGUGGGGACAGAUGUUGGACAUGAUGCAUAGGAGAAAGACUCAAGCGCUUGCACCAGAACAUUUUGAUAAUAUGUGGACGAAGGGGAGAAACUACAAAAAAAAGGAUAAUGCGAACCAGUUCUCUGUUCAUGUUGCAGAGAAGCAUUCUGUUGGUAUUCCUGAUAGUAGGAGAGACCCUGAGAAGCUCAAACCUGAAUAUGGUACACAAAAUGGAACUUUAAGGAGUGGGACAGUUCCUGCUGUUUCUCAGCAAGAGAAUUCUCUGGGAUUGCGUACUUCUGUCAUUUCCCAUGAGCCUUUAGUUGGUAUUUCUCCAGCUAACUUAUGUGAACAACAUAUAGAGGAGGAACACAAUUCAUAUGAUGAAAGUAUACAGGAAGAACCAAUUUCUCGUCUAGAGGAGAUUGACUUUAGAAGUGACACCUCUGGUUCAACUGAAGAUGAUGAAACCAACAAUGUUACAGGUCUGGAUUCUCCUGGAACUAAAGUUUGGGAUAGUAAAAGCAAAAGAAGGGAUAGUGGAUCCCAUAUCCGCCAUCCUCUGGAAAGUUCUGAAGGUCACUUGAUGAAAAGGGUUGGUAAAGGUCAUAUUCACUUUCAUAAGCCAAUUAAAACCAUUUCAUCAAAGAGAAAAUCUAGGUUGAGUAGCCACAAACUUGAGACAUGGCAAGAAGGAGAACGAACCUCUUUCUUGUUAGGAGAUGGACUGGAUAUACUUAAUGCAUCUAAAGAGGAGGUGAGGACUGGGGAAUUGAGUGAUGACUUGGAAGAUGAUAGUUGGAAUAACACCUCCAGUGGAGCUGCUGCUUCUACAUCAGCUAGUUCUGCUUCUACUUCUGUAAGAUCUUAUAACGUGUCGACAAAGUGUUCUGAAAAUUCUGAACUGGCCAAUCCAUUCUUCAAAUUGAGAUGUGAGGUUUUGGGGGCCAAUAUUGUCAAAAGUGGUUCAAAAACAUUUGCUGUCUAUUCAAUAUCAGUGACAGAUGCUGAUAACAAUGCUUGGACAAUUAAACGAAGGUUUCGUCAUUUUGAGGAGCUACACCGCCGGCUGAAGGAAUUCUCAGAAUACAACCUGAGUUUGCCACCCAAGCAUUUCCUUUUAUCGGGUUUAGACAUGCCUGUUGUUCAAGAAAGGUGUAAAUUACUAGACAGAUAUCUUAAGAACAUACUUCAUCUUCCAAACGUAUCAAGAUCAAUUGAAGUUUGGGAUUUUUUGAGUGUUGACUCUCAGACCUAUUUGUUCUCGAAUUCUUUGUCAAUUAUGGAAACAUUCUCUGUCGACUUGGAUGAAAAGCCAUAUGAUAAUUUAAGAAAGGAUAAAGAUAAUGCGGAUGAUAAGCUAAACCAAGUUCCUGUAAGAGGAGACUGUCCAGAUACUCAAACAAUGGAUCUUACUGUACAAAUGGAGUGCAGUCGCUUCUCAGAUGAUUCAAAGUCAAAAGCAAGGGAUGUCGGACAAAGGUCAGAAAGGAACUAUAGGAGACAAGCUGCCAAUGAAUUCAAAUAUAACUUGGACAGUGAUUCCGAUAGUGGGAUACAGAACCUUGCUUCUAGAAAAUCUGAUAAAGCUUCAACAAAUAUCAGUGAGAACAACGAGGUUCCACCCGAAAGUGCUUCAGACCUGAUUAUUCCUACUGAGUGGGUUCCUCCUAAUUUAAGCGUCCCCAUAUUGGACUUGGUAGAUGUUGUAUUCCAACUGCAAGAUGGCGGCUGGAUAAGGCGUCAGGCAUUUUGGGUAGCCAAACAGGUGCUGCAAUUAGGAAUGGGUGAUGCUUUUGAUGACUGGUUGAUUGAGAAAAUCCAACUUUUGAGGAAGGGUUCUGUGAUUGCAUCAGGAAUCAAGCGCAUUGAACAGAUCCUGUGGCCGGAUGGUAUCUUCAUUACGAAACACCCCAAACGCCAACGUCCUUCUCCACCUGGAAACUCAUCUCAAAGUUUGAAUGCCAGUGGACAAAAUGCUUUAUCUGCAAGUGAGAAACUGGUGAAAAUGAAAAGAGUAAAUCCCACAUUGACUGAAGAGCAAUUAAUUGAAGCUGCCCGUAGAGCUAAGUUUGUGCGUGAAUUAAUGAUUGACAAUGCGCCAGCUGCCCUUGUUAGUCUUGUUGGUCACAAGGAGUAUGAACGAUGUGCAAAAGAUGUUUAUUUUUUCAUUCAGUCUGCUGUUUGUAUGAAGCAAUUGGCGUACAACCUUCUUGAGUUGCUUAUCCAGGCUGCAUUCCCCGAGCUCCAUGAUGAUAUUAGCUUAUGCCACUCACAGAAAGAACGAUUUGGUGAUGUUGAAGAGGAUUAGAAUGGUUUUUGAUUUUGACUGGCUUUGGCAUGUUUCAUUUCUGGUGGCGGUUUGGUUGCUCAAAGGUUUGGGGUGACUUGUGUCCAAGAACAAAAGGGGCUGCUUGCUGCUUUGCAUGUGGUGGUCAAAUAUUGCCUCUUGUUCACUUCUUGGUUCUCGGUUCAGAGUGGAUUGAGUUUCUUUCAAACUGGUUGUUGAGGCUCUCAUACAAAAUUACUGUACAUAGAAAUCACGUUCUGAGAUUUUUAUGUUUAUAAUGUUUUCUCUUAAAUGCUUUUUUACACAACAUAGUUCUCCUCCCUAAUUUUGAAUACGGUUAUUCACAUUAGGAAUGCCGUCCAAAACAAGUUGUACGCCUAUUAGGCUGAUUCUUCCCAAGCAAGGGAGAAAAGUAAUGAUUUUCUGUGUUAAAGCUUUUUCCAGGUGUUAAGGCUUCACCUGAUAUCUUUGUGCACAUUGUACGAUCUUUAUGUAAAUUUUACUGUUAAUUUAAUUGUUUUCUUUAACAAUCUUUUUGAACUUUCUAAGAUUCAGAUCUAUCUUUAGAUCAUGUACGCUUAUUUUUGUUUACAAUAUUCAGAAUAAAGUUAACGAUUUAUGAGAGGGAGAUAGAGAGCGAGAGAGAGAGAGAGAGCUCUUCUAUAAUGGGGCACAGACUGGAUGGAACUUAGCGGCUGAAGUAUGCUGCAUGGGCAUCAUUUUAGUCUUUUUUUACUGCUUCUAGUGAAUAGCAUCACUUCCUGCUGUUACUAAGGAGAA
Messenger RNA from Nymphaea colorata (pocket water lily), 4713 nucleotides. RefSeq lists its product as uncharacterized. The coding region runs from base 493 to 3954 and encodes 1153 amino acids. The record is from RefSeq and is a predicted model, not a curated record. The transcript is spliced from 17 exons. Gene Ontology annotation, molecular function: phosphatidylinositol binding. NCBI's taxonomy places the organism in Eukaryota, Viridiplantae, Streptophyta, Magnoliopsida, Nymphaeales, Nymphaeaceae.